AAAACAAAAGUUUCCUGACCAGCUCCGACCCUGCCAUUGGCUUUAACCUUUAGUCACAUGAUUUAUUCGAACCAAAGAGAGGGGACGGAAGUAAUACUUCCGCUUUCUGUACGUCUAACGAACCACUGUGCCCGCCUUCCCGUGCUCUGAUUGGUCAUCUUUUCUCAACUCGCUAGUUUAUUGGCUAGCGCUGCGAGGCGCAGUCCAGCGGGUCCGGCAGUCUGCUGUGUCAGACAACCGGGCUUCCAUGGCGUCCUAUUUUGAUGAACACGACUGCGAGCCAGCGGACUCCCAGCAGGAGGUCCGAACGAACAUGUUGCUGGAGCUCGCAAGAUCACUGUUCAAUAGGAUGGACUUUGAAGACUUGGGGUUGGUAGUAGAUUGGGAUCACCACCUGCCUCCACCUGCUGCCAAGACUGCUGUUGAGAACCUCCCCAGGACAGUCAUCAGGGGCUCUCAGGCUGAGCUCAAGUGCCCCGUGUGUCUUUUGGAAUUUGAGGAGGAGGAGACGGCCAUUGAGAUGCCUUGCCAUCACCUGUUCCAUUCCAACUGCAUUCUGCCCUGGCUAAGCAAGACAAACUCCUGCCCCCUGUGCCGCCAUGAGCUGCCCACGGAUGAUGACACUUAUGAGGAGCACAGACGAGAUAAGCAGGCCCUGAUAGGCCUUAGGUCUCUGGCUGCCUUCUCAGUGACUGUGGUGAGGGGCAAGAGCCUUAGCAACACAGGUGCCAGGGACCUGAAAACAGUGAGAGCCAGCUCCAUGAUAGCUGCCUCAUCCCUUCACCUAUAGGCCUUCAGGUAUGGCCCCUGCCUCUUUC
Molecule: messenger RNA, 818 nt
Organism: Hipposideros armiger (great roundleaf bat)
Lineage: Eukaryota; Metazoa; Chordata; Mammalia; Chiroptera; Hipposideridae
Gene: RNF181
Product: ring finger protein 181
Exons: 5
Coding region: 248-790 (180 amino acids)
Biological process (GO): protein ubiquitination
Cellular component (GO): cytoplasm
Molecular function (GO): ubiquitin protein ligase activity
Source: RefSeq, a predicted model, not a curated record